CUAAUAUCGUCGCGACUUUUGUACAAAUAAUAAUCAAAAUAAUAAUAAUAAUAAGAAAAUAUAAUUCCUUGAAGAUUUAUACUAACUAAAGAUGACUCUUACUUCACCUCCACCACAUCCAUACGCACAACAAAUGAUGAAUACAAAUUUACCAACAACAAUUCCUUCAUCCAAUCCUACAAUACAAGCAACGACAACUCCUUAUCCAGUCUUGCAAGCAUCUUCUUUGCCUUCAAGUAAUCCAAUGGUUCAAUUACCGGUUCUCCCACACCAACAACACAUGUAUCCAACUUUACAAGGUGCUUCAUAUAUGCCAUACGGAAUGAAUAAUCAACCAAUUCCUCCAGUUCAAUUCAUUGGUCAACAACAAGCAACUCCUUAUCCUACAACAAUAACUACCGAACCAAUUCAAAUUCAACAACAACUCCCAUAUACCACUACAAUUACAACCACAACAACUACUAUUGAUGGAAAUGGUGGUAUGGCUCAAGCUUCUACAGAAGAUUCGACUAUGAGAAUGCGUCCAACAUCGACCUUUAGACAAAUGUUGAACAAACUCAAGACUCGUGUUCGUUCUCCAACUGCAUUGAUUGGGUCAUUGUGUAACUUGUUGGCCUUGACACUUCUCUUACAAAUUAUUGGUGUCAUUUGGGUUGCUGCUGAUACUAAUGGAUGGAGAUUCCCAGUUUUUGUUCAUGUUAUUUUCUGGAUUUUGGUAGUUUUGGAAACUAUUUCAAUGCUCUUAAAGUCUCCAAUCAUGAUGGCUCUCAAUUUGGCACUCAAUCUUGUCUGUUUAAUUGGUACAAUGGUUCAUGGUUAUGGUAUUUUAAUGUCUCUCUUCUUCUUCUCUUCUAUUUUCUGUACCAAGUUAGGUUUCAGAUAUCUCAUUAAGGUUAAUGCCAAGAAGCAAGCUGCUACUGAUUUGGAAAAUACUGGUGAAGUGUCUCAAGCUAAUGCUGAAACUUUGAAGAGCCGUAAUCCAGUCUUGGCCUUGAUUGAUUCAUUGAAGAGUAAUCAAAAGUUUGUCAUUGAGUACAAGCUCUCUGAUUUGUUAAUUGGUGCCGAGUAAAUUUAUAAAUUUUC
Messenger RNA from Naegleria gruberi, 1083 nucleotides. RefSeq lists its product as uncharacterized. The record is from RefSeq and is a predicted model, not a curated record. The transcript has a single exon. NCBI's taxonomy places the organism in Eukaryota, Heterolobosea, Eutetramitea, Acrasida, Naegleriidae. Bases 92 to 1069 code for a protein of 325 amino acids.